Molecule: messenger RNA, 1042 nt
Organism: Rubroshorea leprosula
Lineage: Eukaryota; Viridiplantae; Streptophyta; Magnoliopsida; Malvales; Dipterocarpaceae
Source: the annotation of a GenBank genome assembly
CAGGAAUUAUUGCCAUAACUUGAGCCACUUUCCAAUAUAUAUAAACUUUGAAAUGGUCACAAAAUUCUACCACCGUCCGAUGGAGAAGAGCAGAAUCCAGACGCUGUAUGAGACUUGCAAUGCUGUGUUUUCCCAGGAGCGUCCGACUAUCCAACAGAUUCAAUGCGUGAAAAACCACUUAGAUAAAGUUGAAGCAGCUGAUGUUGGCAUAGAUGAAUUUAACUUGCAUGGAUCUCCAAAUUUGAUUUGCGGAAAGGGGUUGUCUGAAAUAACUUACAUUCACAUUCAUGAAUGUAACAAUUUCUCGAUAGGCAUCUUUUGCUUCCCAGCAGGGAGGACAUUUCCCCUUCAUGAUCAUCCUGGGAUGACGGUUCUGAGUAAACUUCUUUAUGGUUCGGUCCAUAUCAAAGCCUACGAUUGGAUCAUGGAGAAGAAAUCUGGUUGCCGAACAAGUGGAAUUGCAGGCGCUGUGACUAAUGGGAUCUUCAAAGCGCCAUGCGAGCCAUCCGUUCUUUUUCCAAGGAGUGGUGGAAACAUCCAUUCCUUCACUGCCUUGACUCCCUCUGCCAUCUUGGAUGUGUUGUCUCCACCGUAUUCUGAAGAGUUUGGGCGGCCUUCCACUUACUUCAUGGAUUUCCCAAUUCCUUCACUUCCUGGUUAUGCCAUACUCGAGGAAAGAGAUCUACCGGAUGACCUGGUUGUUACUGGUGCAUCGUACCUUGGCCCUUCUGUUGAGAUUGGAAAGAACUUUGCUGGUUUUAGCUACAACUAGAAUUAGUUGCCUUUUCCCCUUGUGCUAUAGCCUAUAUGAUCAGUGAGUGUAUAUGGAAUGGAAGUUUAAUCACAAAUCAUAUAGUUUUAGUGUUUACACCAUAAAUAACAAUUUCUGCAAUGAUAUCAGAUGUCUCAGCAGAAGUCGAACAAUGGAGAUUUGCGUGGUUCAUAAAUUUGUUAUUUAUGAUAUAAACACUAAGAUAAUCUUCUUUUUCACUCUCUCUCUCUCUCUCUCUCUCUUUUUGGUGUAUAAAGAAGGUGCUUUUAA